GUUUGUUAUACUCCUGAGAGAAAACUAUCUAUUUGACCAAGUUGGAACUAAGAUCGACUCGGGAGCUCAUCAGCUCGUCAGCUCAUCUAUUCUUUCACCAGUAUUCAACUUUGAAGAUCCUGGCUUUACAAACGGUUUAAGUUUUCAGCUUACGACCACGAUUAGCUUGCUUGCCUUCCCUUUCUCUGCACUCUUUCCAGGGAGCUGUGAUGAUGGUUGUCGACGAACUUGACCCCCCGCCAAAGUUUGAUACUUUGGCGUUGCUGUUCUCGCAUUAUACUGUCGUUACUGAACUUGCAAAGAUGAUUACUACCGGCGACUUGAUACAGCUAUCGCGCACAUCGAGUACCAUCCGCGAAACUCUGCUCCAGUCGCGGGCACACUGGGAACGUCUGGUUAGCCUAACGAGUCUGGAUUGUUCCGAGAGAGACCACAUAAAGGGCGAGAAAAUCAAGGGUUGCAGGAUCUGUUCUAUGCCUGUCUGCGAAACAUGCAUAGUCCGCGCCGACUUCUUUGGCCAGAACGGCACUUACUCCAACCGCAUUCGUACAUUCUGCGACACCUGUUGGUCUGCCACAGACUUCUCCGACACGGACCUGACCCCGCAAGAUCUCGUCAACUACGCCGCGCCAGUGCUGUGCGAGUGUGUUGCCAAGGACGGAUGGUUAUGCUCUUCCUGCCGAGCCAUCGAGCGCUCCGAGCUAGUCUACAACAAACGGGUAUGCGCCACCGACGGUUGCGAUAACCCGCAUAAUUCGUCCGAGAAGCAUCGUGUGUGCACGUGGUGUCAGCACCCGCUACCUGCCGCCUGGAGGCCAACGGGAGAGCCGAAUGUUCUGGGCAGACGUAUAUUUAACGAGGAUGGGACAGUUAGGGUAGAUUCUGCGGAUGAUAGCCUGGAAGAUGGUGGCUCCGCGUCUCCCAUGGAGGAUAGAGGGUUGAGGAGAGCGAAGAGUACGGAUAAGAUUGCUGGGUGGGAUCAAGAGGAUGAGGACUCGAAGGCUAGGUAUAAAGAGGCGUGGUUGAAGAAGGGAGCUAGGGAGCGGGAAAGGGAUAGGGAGCAUCAGAGUGAGAGUAGUGGUUCCAGUCAGCGGGAAGGAAGAAAGGCAUUUGUCAUCGCUAGUGAAGUUGGGGAUGAUGAUGGUGCUGGCCAAAAAGAAGAACAGGGAUCUUCAGAUGAUGAGCCUUCGGAGGGAAUGGGAAAUCCGCCGCCUUAUAGCGGGUCCUAGAGCUCGGGGGCUGUUUCCCGGAUCUGUAUCGUAGCUUGUCCGCUGAUAUCGGAAUGGCUAAUGGAUUUUGUUUUAGUGAAAAUUGGUUUGCGGGCGAUUUUUUUUUGAUCUUUGGUUCUAUGUGCAAUAUGGCUGGGAAAAUCUUCUGGGUGGUAUGCA
Molecule: messenger RNA, 1388 nt
Organism: Tuber melanosporum (Perigord truffle)
Lineage: Eukaryota; Fungi; Ascomycota; Pezizomycetes; Pezizales; Tuberaceae
Exons: 3
Coding region: 213-1229 (338 amino acids)
Source: RefSeq, a predicted model, not a curated record